Messenger RNA from Microplitis mediator, 1629 nucleotides. RefSeq names its product speckle-type POZ protein-like. Bases 327 to 1298 code for a protein of 323 amino acids. The transcript has 2 exons. Gene Ontology annotation, cellular component: cytoplasm. Gene Ontology annotation, biological process: regulation of proteolysis; proteasome-mediated ubiquitin-dependent protein catabolic process. Gene Ontology annotation, molecular function: ubiquitin protein ligase binding. The record is from RefSeq and is a predicted model, not a curated record. Lineage: Eukaryota; Metazoa; Arthropoda; Insecta; Hymenoptera; Braconidae.
CACAUAAAACACCUAGAGUGGGAGUAAAAACCGACGACACCCGAGGUGCAUUCUCUUGUUGAUGGGAUGACAAUAUCAAUGUUUCUGGUUAACGAAAAAUUAACCCUGAUAGCUACACCUUACUCAGUAAGGUCUGCAGUGAAACAUUUUCGAUUAAAUUAACGAGAAAGUUUCUGGCAAGCUUGGCUGGAUAAAAUACUUUCCUUUAAGUUGGCUUCUAGUUAACCUUGGCAAACACUUGGCCAAGGCGACUAAAUUAUCCCAGUUAAUUGUGUAUAUCGCAAAGUUAAAAGAAAACUCGUGUUAAUUUAAGGCAUCAAGUUAAAAUGCCUCUUAAAAAAAUUGAACGAAAUGUUCAGAAAACCGACGAUACAUGGGUAAUAAAUGAUUUAAAUCAAUAUUAUUCACUUCUAAAUCGUAGGAAGGGGAGAAUCGAAAUAGUUCAUAACUUUUCAUCUACAUUUAGAGGCUAUGUCAGCGAGUGGUGCGUCAAAGUGUGGCUUUAUAAUCAUACGUUUCCUAGAGGAAUGGGUUUAGCAUUUAGUAAUUCUGUAAACGGAUUAGUUAAUGUCACCUGUAACUUUUACCUGGUUGACAUCGAUAAAAAUUAUCACUACGUCGGACGAGUAAACCGAAAAGCUACAAAUAAUUUCCAAAUCCUUAAAGUUUUUGGAAAUCUUUUUGCUGAUUCGCGUUUACCGAGAAAAAAAGAAGAAUUGCUUCCAAACAAUACCAUGACACUGCACAUAGAACUUUUAACUUACUUAGAUGAUAAUCCUAUAUUUCCUAUUGAAAGUUUGUACUUUACUAACGUUCCCGUUGACGAUUUACCUGAAGAAUACUUGGAUUUAUAUAACCACCGAAAAAAUGGUGAUGUUAUUAUAUGGGUGCAGGAUAAUCAAUUUCCUGUGCAUGGAAUUGUUUUAAAAACAAGGUGUUCUGAAUGGUACAAUGAUGUUGCUUGUCAUCAACUAUCAUCUGGCAACAAUAACAAUAAUGAAUUAACUCUUAAGGGUAUUGAUCCAGAGAUAUUUAAAAGAGUUUUAGAAUAUAUCUAUACUGGCAAAGUCAACGACUUAGAUGAUUAUUCAGAGUAUUUACUAGAAGCUGCUGAUAAGUUUAAAUUAAUAAGACUGAAACAAAUGUGUCAAAUAUCGAUCGGCAACAACUAUUUUACUGCUAAAAAUUGUAAAGAGGUUUUCGAUUUAGCUACUCGUUGUCACGCUAUAGAAUUAAAAGAUGCCGCCGGUCUUAAUCUGACGAAGAUGAAAUACGGCGGUUUCUACGGUCUAGUAUAAAUGGUGUGUCGACUAGACGUGACAUCAGUAAAGAGCCGAUUGUUUUUAUAUUAACAGAGAUCACUUUGUUCAUUUGUAAUAUCAUUUUUGGUCAUGAAAAUUUCUAUUAUUACGAAAUGACCGAUUAAUUAGUUUACCAAUUUGUUCAUUGAACUUAACUUCUGUUUGCCUUUUUUCCGUUCGCUACAUCCUUCAAUAAAAACUCGAAUUAGCUUUCUAUUAACUUAAGAUCUGAAUUUAAAUGGAAUAUAUUUAAAGGUAUUUAUUUGACUUUUUAAUCAAUGUACCGUAUGUAAAUUGUACUUUUUUAACCGCAAGUUAAAGAAAUAAA